AUGGAUGAGUCAUCUGAUUCAAAUGUUGUUGGCUCUAGCACAUGUAAGGAAAAACUUUCAAAGAAGGUGAAGGCAAAGGAAGGUGCUGAAAGCAUAAUGAACAAGCUACCUGAACAACUUAUAAGUCAUAUACUCUCUCUUCUCCCAGCUAAAGAUGCUGUUCGUACAAGUGUUUUGUCCAAGAAAUGGGCAUAUCACUGGACAUCCAUCACCAAGUUGGACUUAGAUGAUAGUGUGGUCUAUUAUCCAAAGAGAAAGACAGGUGGAAAACAGUACUUUAUGAACUUUGUGUAUAGGGCACUUCUUCUUACUAAAAAUCCUAGUAUUGAAAGUUUCUCUCUUGUGAUGACUAACAAGUAUGAUGUAUACAUGUUCAAUACGUGGAUAUCUGGUAUCUUGAACCGAAAUGUGAAGAAUCUUCAUAUAUGUUCACAUUUUGAGGUCCCUUUCAAUGCUCAUACAUCCGAUUCCCUUUUUGACUCGGAGGUAUUAGAAGAACUGGUGCUGAAGAUGAUUUGCACUAUACCAGUUGUCAAAACCUUUCUUCAUUUUGGUCACCUAAAAUGCCUGAGGUUGUGUUCAGUUGUAUUUGAUCUUGAAUCAAGCAGCUCAGAAGAUCUGACUCUUAGCUUACCAGUCCUCGAGGUGUUUGAGACAAAAAAUUGCACUUGGUUUAAUGCUGAGAGUGUCACUUUAAGAGUGCCUCUACUUGAAAGUGUCCUUAUAGAACAUGACCCCGCUGCAGUAUUUUAUGAGCUGGAUUCCUUGCCAAUCAAGAUUUCUGCUUCGCGUCUGACAAAAUUUACAUUUUGCAGUUAUUGUUAUAUGGCACAACAUGUUCUUCUGUUAGAUCCAUCAUCAGCUCAUAAUGCUUCUGCUGAUAUAACUAUCCGAUGUGAUGAGGACAGUGACAGUGUAUCAGAAACAGGAUCUUAUGCUUCUCUGCUUCUCAGGCAAUUCAGUGAAGUGAAGUAUCUUAAAUUUGAUGGGGCGGAGGUUCUGCCACUAUCAGAAUCAAAUGUAGCUACUCUACCUGUAUUUGGAAGGUUGAGCCAUUUGGAACUUGGCUUAGUUACUGCUGAGUUUUUAUUAGCCUUACUUCUGAGGUCACCAGUUCUCAGAACUCUAGCUUUCAAGGGAAUAUUUCAAUUUGACAAAGAGCUUUUUAAUUCUGCUACUGUUCCCCAUUGUUUGACAUCUACACUCCAGCUUGUGAAUUUUGGAAAACUGCAUGGAUUGGACCAUGAGCUGAGUCUAGCUAAAUUUGUGAUGGAAAACGGUGUAGUGAUGGAGAGGAUGAGUUUCUCUCUCGCUAAUCAUGGCUUGGCCAAAUCGAAGAUUAUUAAAGAAUUUAAACAGAAGCUGUUCUCAUUUAAGAAAGGCUUCUCUUUUGCUAUUGUUGAAUUUUCUUGUGAAUAG
Glycine soja is the source of this 1419-nucleotide messenger RNA. RefSeq names its product F-box/FBD/LRR-repeat protein At3g14710-like. The record is from RefSeq and is a predicted model, not a curated record. The transcript is spliced from 3 exons. Lineage: Eukaryota; Viridiplantae; Streptophyta; Magnoliopsida; Fabales; Fabaceae. Bases 1 to 1419 code for a protein of 472 amino acids. Gene Ontology annotation, molecular function: protein binding.